CCAGUUAGUGAUCCAAAACCUUCGGUCGAACAUGGAAGUCAUCACGAUAACACUGUUAACGAUUUUAAUUCUUCUGCUAAUAUACGUUUUGCACCUUCUUCGGAGACAAAUACACUUUUUCAAGGACCGUAAUGUACCGUACAAACCAGCGAGUUUCGAACGGUUGGAUAAGACAAUCCAUCCGGCAAUGCACUUUCUGCGAUGGUACAAGCAGUUCAAAGGCCAGUAUCCGUUGAGCGGAGUGUUCAUGUUCAUCAAACCAAUCGUCAUUCCGCUGGAUUUGGAGCUGAUAAAGCGUAUCUUGGUGAAGGAUUUUCAAUACUUUCAAAAUCGCGGCAUAUACUACAACGAGAGAGACGAUCCUCUUUCCGCGCAUCUGUUCAGUCUGGAGGGAGCCAAAUGGAGGAAUUUGAGAGCGAAAAUUUCACCCACUUUCACGUCCGGUAAAAUGAAGAUGAUGUAUCCAACGAUGGUUGCCGCGGGGAAGCAAUUCAGCGAAUAUCUAGAAGAAAAAGUAGGAGAUGGAAACGAAUUGGAAAUGCGGGAUUUAUUGGCACGAUUUACGACAGAUAUGAUCGGCACGUGUGCAUUUGGAAUAGAGUGCAACUCGAUGAAGGAACCGAAUUCAAAGUUCCGGGAGAUGGGUCGCAAACAUUUUGAAGCACCACGUAAUGUCUUGAAAGAUGCAUUUAAAAUGACCGCUCCUGGAUUGGCACGGUUUUUAAGAGUAACCGAAAUUCUACCCGACGUUUCCGAAUUCUUUAUGGACGUCGUUAAGAGCACCGUCGAAUAUCGAAUGAAGAACAACGUAAGGCGAAACGAUUUCAUGGAUCUGCUGAUCGCUAUGCUGGACGAUAAAACUGAAGGAUCUGAAAGUCUUACAAUAAGCGAAAUAGCAGCACAAGCGUAUGUGUUCUUCAUUGCUGGUUUCGAAACAUCUUCAACUACCAUGACAUGGGCCUUGCAUGAGCUUUCACGUAAUCCGGAUAUUCAAGAAGAGGGAAGAAAAUGCGUCCAAGAAGUGCUGGAAAAGUAUAACGGUGUGAUGAGCUACGAAGCUAUAAUGGAAAUGACGUACAUCGAUCAAAUUAUCAACGAAACCCUUCGCCUGUAUCCACCGGUUCCGAUGCAUUUCCGUGUGGUUUCCAAAGACUACCACGUUCCAGAAACGGAUACGAUUCUUCCAGCUGGCACUUUUACGAUGAUUCCGGUCUACGCGAUUCACCACGAUGAAGACAUCUUCCCAGAGCCGGAGAAAUUCGACCCAACACGGUUCACUCCUGAAGAGGUCAACAAAAGGCACGCCUUCGCAUGGACACCAUUUGGCGAAGGGCCACGUGUCUGCAUCGGAUUGCGGUUCGGGAUGAUGCAAGCUCGCAUUGGUUUGGCACUGAUGCUGAAAAAUCUUCGCUUUUCGCCAGGGCCCAAAACGUGCACUGAAAUGGAGUUUCAACCUCAAAACUUUAUUCUUUCGCCCAAAGAGGGACUUUGGCUGAAUGUCGAGAAAAUCUAAGGGGAAGAAUCAAACAUUAAUUGGAACCGUAUAACAGUUACUAGUGUAGUUGUUAUUAACGUAAGAACAGUGGGGAUAUGGCAGUGGUCCUCAGCACUUUGACCCCUGGGGGCCAAAGUAUAUUUUCAGAAUGACUUUGCGGGCCGCAUAAUAUUUUUUCGAGACGUUCAUUUUUUUCAAACACAUUUUUGGUGAUUUGGAAUAAAUACAGAUUUUUUUAGAUUUCAUUA
This is a messenger RNA of Aedes aegypti (yellow fever mosquito), 1743 nucleotides long. Its product is annotated as cytochrome P450 6a8. Gene Ontology annotation, molecular function: monooxygenase activity; oxidoreductase activity, acting on paired donors, with incorporation or reduction of molecular oxygen; iron ion binding. Lineage: Eukaryota; Metazoa; Arthropoda; Insecta; Diptera; Culicidae. The transcript has 2 exons. The coding region runs from base 32 to 1513 and encodes 493 amino acids. The record is from RefSeq and is a predicted model, not a curated record.